Plasmodium malariae is the source of this 735-nucleotide messenger RNA. Its product is annotated as Plasmodium exported protein, unknown function. The transcript has 3 exons. The record is from RefSeq and is a predicted model, not a curated record. The coding region runs from base 1 to 735 and encodes 244 amino acids. Lineage: Eukaryota; Apicomplexa; Aconoidasida; Haemosporida; Plasmodiidae.
AUGCUUGCCUUUUUUACUAAAGCUAUUAUUUCUUCCAUUUUAAUAUGGACUUAUAAAUAUUUCGAUGAGUUAUCUAUUUAUCGUAAAUCAUGGAACAAAAGAUACAACCGAAAUAAUACAUUCAACGUACAAUUUACAAGAUUACUAAGUAGUGAAACAAAAGUAAAAGAAGAGCAAAGUAUAAAUGAUUCACUAUACAAAAGCGAUGAUUCCUUUAUAGAAAGACCAAAUUCAUUAGAACAUGAUGAAGAAUUUAAAAAAAUAUUUACUAAUUUAAUGCAACGUGAUAUUUCUGAACAAGAAUUUAAUGAUUUGAUGCAAUACACAACAUUUCACAAAGAAUACGAUUCAUCCAAUAUUAAACAAAAUUUAAAAAAAAAACAUAACCUAAAACAUUAUGAUAUUGUUGAAAAACACAAAAAAUCACAUAUAUUUUUAAAGAAGGUAGACUCAGAAAAUGAAUCAAAUUUAUUUCAAAACAGUUCAUGUAAUAAACAUCAUUCCUUAAAGCAUCAUGAUAUAGAUAAGGAUCUUUUAUAUUUAAGAAAAAAACGGCAAGUAUAUUCUUUAGUUAAGUCAAACAAACAAUUUCUUAAAAAAAGAUUAUUAGUAUUGUUUACUCUAAUUAUAUUAGGUAUUGUUAUUGCACUGUUACUGUACUGCUUGCCAUCAAAUCAGGCUACUAAAAGUUUCGUUGAUUUCUCAUUCGAAUCAUGCAGAUGGAUACUUUUGUAA